Messenger RNA from Actinia tenebrosa (Australian red waratah sea anemone), 885 nucleotides. RefSeq lists its product as uncharacterized. The record is from RefSeq and is a predicted model, not a curated record. Lineage: Eukaryota; Metazoa; Cnidaria; Anthozoa; Actiniaria; Actiniidae.
GAAACUUUAUCCGUUGAUGACCUCGCAAGAAUAUUCGUCUUUAUUCACGCUACUGCGAUAUACACACGACGCAGGAAGGUCGAUCUUCCGACCAACUUUAAAUCAUGAAACGACUUAUUCUAACGCUGAUUUGUAUCGCAACUACUAUUUCAAUCGUGACUGGUCUCAAGUGCUAUGACUGUGAAAGUAGCAUAUCGUAUGCUGAUUGCGAUAGUAAGCGUCAAGAACUAACAUGUGAUGCCUCGAAAGGUCAAGAUAGAUGCAUUAAGGUCGAUGUGAGCUUCACGCUUCACAGCCAAGAUAACAAAAAUUUCAAAAGGGGCUGUGUUAAGAAAGAAGAAUGCUCCGAAAGCGUCAAUCCCAUGUGCAAAACAGCUGCCUAUGGAACAAGUAAAGAUUGCAACCCCCUCUGCUGCAGUACUGACCUAUGUAAUGCGGGCUCAAAUUUGGAGGUCAGCGUUGUCAUUCUAGUGUCAUGCGUCUUGGGAAUUUUAACUUUAUUCUAAUGGCAUUCUGGAUCGUAGAGCCCGCGUUUUUUUGGGUUUCAAUCAAGAAAUGAGGCGGCGAAUCCUAGGACCAAAACCAUGCAACUCUUUCCUGUCACGAUCUUGUUUAUCUACUUUUGGCGGGUUUACAUUUUGAUCACGAAGACACUCGUUCUUAACCAAUCUUCCUUUUGCCUUAUUUGGUGAUUAUCCAGAAUUCUUUUCGAUCUUAGCCUCAUCAAUUUCAACAAGACAAUCAUUCUGUAGUUUAAAAAGUCGAAAAUAAUUGUUUUUUUGUUAGUUUUUUUAUAUGGACGGCAGCCUUUACUGUAUUGUUAGAGUAAUACUAUACUCAUUAUCCUUCUUUCUACUCGAAAACAAUAAAAAAUAACCUCAAAUA